This is a messenger RNA of Engraulis encrasicolus (European anchovy), 1270 nucleotides long. RefSeq names its product trichohyalin-like. The transcript has 4 exons. NCBI's taxonomy places the organism in Eukaryota, Metazoa, Chordata, Actinopteri, Clupeiformes, Engraulidae. The coding region runs from base 5 to 1270 and encodes 421 amino acids. The record is from RefSeq and is a predicted model, not a curated record.
AGUAAUGGAAGAGCAUAUACACCCUGAAGUUGUAGCUGGUUUGUCGCCGCCCGUGCGCGAGCACAUCCGGGCGGCCUUUAAAGAGAUGGCGGAGGAGCACCAGGCGCGCAUGGAGCAUCUUCUGCUGGAGAGCGCCAGGGAGAAGGAGAGGGAGAAGGCCACGCUGCUGGCUGCUUUUGAGGCCGCCAGGCAGGAGGAGCUCAGUCUGACCGCCCAGCUGCUCCAGGAGGUCCGCCAGCAGCUGGACAAGGUCCUCGCCAUCCAGGAGAGACGCGCCGCCAUGGGGCAGGCCUCCAUGUCCGCCAUGGGCUGCCAGCUGCAGCAGGUGCAGGCACAGCAGGAGAAGGAGAGGUGCCAGGCCCAGGAGAGGGAGAAGGAGUUUCAGCAGGAGAAGGAGAGGGCACAGCAGAGAGAGAGAGAGUAUGUGAUGGAGAAGGAGAGGGCACAGCAGAGGGAGAGAGAGUAUGUGAUGGAGAAGGAGAGGGCACAGCAGAGGGAGAGAGAGUAUGUGAUGGAGAAGGAGAGGGCACAGCAGAGAGAGAGAGAGUAUGGGAUGGAGAAGGAGAGGGCACAGCAGAGAGAGAGAGAGUAUGUGCUGGAGAAGGAGGAGGCCCAGCGGAGGGUACAAGAGCUUCUUCAGGAGAGGGCACAGGAGACGAAGAGGGCUCAGGAGAGGGAGAAGGAGAUGGUCCUGAUGCUGGAGACAUUUGCAGUGAGCCAGAGGCUGAUGAUGGAUGAUCUGCAGGCUACGGCAGGGAAAUGGAUGAAGACAAAUGCUGCUGGGCAUAACAACACUCCUGCAGUUUUCUUGAUGUGGGGACUGCGCGAGGAGAGCAGAAUGGUGGCGGAUUGUAUGCCCGUCAUCCAUGACAAACUGGAGACUUUCCUGAACAAGGAAGCGAUUGAGAAACAGCUAAGAGAGCACCUCCAAAAUGAGGCACAGCUCUAUGCCGAGUUGGAGAGGAGGAGGAAUUACCUGGAGAUGAAAAUGACAGAGAAAAAACAGAGGCUCCAAGCAGUCCAGGAGAGAAAACAGCAGAAGCUGCAGCUGAAGCUAUUGAAGGAGGCAGGGAGAAAGAUGCGCGCCGCAGCAAAGAAGCUGAAGAGGAGAGAGGAGAAGAAGAGAAAGGAGGCCGAGAAGGUGGACAAAAAGAAGGCCAAAGAGGAGCAGAAGGAGACAGAGAGGCAGGAGAGGAGGGAGAGGCGCGAGAGAGGAGGAGGCGCAGUCCGCAGCCUCUUCAGCUGUUUCAGGCCGGCUGCGGCUGACUGA